Penicillium oxalicum is the source of this 990-nucleotide messenger RNA. Its product is annotated as intradiol ring-cleavage dioxygenase. The transcript is spliced from 2 exons. Gene Ontology annotation, biological process: catechol-containing compound metabolic process. Gene Ontology annotation, molecular function: catechol 1,2-dioxygenase activity; ferric iron binding. Bases 1 to 990 code for a protein of 329 amino acids. NCBI's taxonomy places the organism in Eukaryota, Fungi, Ascomycota, Eurotiomycetes, Eurotiales, Aspergillaceae. The record is from RefSeq and is a predicted model, not a curated record.
AUGGACCCUUCUCAGGUCCAAAUCCCUCCCAUGAAAGACCUCACCGUCGACAACAUCACCGAAAAUGUCAUCACCAUCAACUCUCUCUGCGAAGAUGAACGUAUGAAAUACGUCCUAGAGCGCCUCGUCACGCAUCUGCAUGACUUUGCGCGCGAAACUCGCCUGAGCAGCACCGAAUGGAUGACUGGCCUUCAAUUCCUCACCGAAGUCGGCCAGAUCUGCACCCCGGUCCGACAGGAAUUCAUUCUCCUCUCCGAUAUCCUCGGCCUCUCGAUCCUGGUCGAUUCCAUCGACCAUCCCAAGCCGCCCGGGUCCACUGAAGGGACCGUUCUGGGCCCGUUUCACACCCACGACGCAGAGGAACUGCCCAACGGAGAUGCCAUCUCGCAUGAUCCCAAGGGGGAACCGUUACUGGUGGUGUGCACACUACGAGAUACCGAGGGCCGACCGAUCGAGGGGGCCAAGAUUGAUAUCUGGGAGACGGACUCGACGGGCCAUUAUGAUGUGCAGUAUGCGGGCAGAGAGACUCCCGAUGGGCGAUGUGUGAUGCGUUCGGAUGCAGAGGGCAUCUUUUGGUUCAAGGCAAUUACGCCGGUGCCGUAUCCGAUUCCGCAUGAUGGGCCUGUGGGGAAGUUGCUGAAGAAGUUGCAUCGUCAUCCGUAUAGACCCAGUCAUAUGCAUUUCAUGUUUGAGAAGGAAGGUUAUGAUCAUUUGAUAACAGCCCUCUACCUCCGCAAUGACCCUUACGAAACAUCCGACGCAGUCUUUGGCGUGAAAGAUUCCUUAGUCGUGGACUUGGCCAAGGUCAGUCCCGAGAUGGCAGCGAAAUACAAUGUCCCAGAGGGACAAGCCCUCCUCACAUACGACUUUGUCUUGGUCUCGGACGAAGAAACCCGGGAAUUGCGUGCAACGAACUCGAAAAUUGCCCUGGAUAAGCUGGGCCGAAAGGUCAAGAUUGUCAAUGGGUUGCCUGUGCCGGAUCUGGAUUGA